Molecule: messenger RNA, 590 nt
Organism: Plodia interpunctella (Indianmeal moth)
Lineage: Eukaryota; Metazoa; Arthropoda; Insecta; Lepidoptera; Pyralidae
Product: endocuticle structural glycoprotein SgAbd-5-like
Exons: 3
Coding region: 133-486 (117 amino acids)
Cellular component (GO): chitin-based extracellular matrix
Molecular function (GO): structural constituent of chitin-based larval cuticle
Source: RefSeq, a predicted model, not a curated record
UAGUAGAUUGUAGGUAUAGCGCGUGUUGCAAUCGGGUUUUAGAGGAAAUAUAUAAGAGACUCUUACAAUACGUAAUCAUCGUAUACAUAAAAUAUACGUCGAAGGGAACGGUUGAUAGAAAAAUAAAUAAAAAUGAAAUUGUUGUUGUUAGCUGGUCUGAUCGCUCUUGCGGCUGCUGCCCCUCAAGCCCAGAGCCCGCAGGAUGUUCAGAUCUUACGUUACGAUAUCAACAAUAGUGGAUUGGACUCUCAUGAUUUUGCAUUUGAGCUCUCAGACGGCACGAAGCACGAGGAACGUGGUGAGCUGAGGAAUGCUGGAAGUGAGAAUGAGAUAUAUGCUGUCCAGGGCCAGUACUCCUGGGUAGGACCUGACGGCGUCACCUACACGGUCACCUACAUCGCAGACGAAAAUGGCUUCCAGCCCACCAUCCAGCAGACACCAGGUGGCGCCGUGCCAGAAGCUGUCAUAACCGCUCUACAAGGCUAAUUCUUAGAUAAUUAUAGGAUUGUUGUAAAUAUUUCCUAAUGGAAAUGUAUAUAAUAUUUAUAUACAGUUUCAUUUUUAGCGUAAUAAAUAACUAAGUAAUUUAA